Apis cerana (Asiatic honeybee) is the source of this 1892-nucleotide messenger RNA. RefSeq lists its product as uncharacterized. The record is from RefSeq and is a predicted model, not a curated record. Lineage: Eukaryota; Metazoa; Arthropoda; Insecta; Hymenoptera; Apidae.
AUGGCAAACAUGGAAGAUUCAGUAGUAGUUAAGUUCAUACUAACAGGAGGACGAAAAGGUGGACAUGUGCAAAUUUCUUCUUCCGGCUUUAUUCUUAUAGGUUUUUUUGGUGGUAUUACUUUUGGUACAACUUCAGGUACAACUUCAGGUACAACUUCUGGUUUAACUUCUGGUACAAUUUCUGGUACAAUUUCUGGUAUAACUUCUGGUUUAACUUCUUCUGGUAUAAUUUCUGGUACAAUUUCUGGUACAAUUUCUGGUUUAACUUCUGGUAUAAUUUCUGGUACAACUUCUGGUACAACUUCUGGUACAACAUCUAUUACAACUUCUGGUACUAUUUCUGAUACAACUUCUGGUACAACUUCUGGUUUAAUUUCUUCUGGUAUAAUUUCUGGUACAAUUUCUGGUACAAUUUCUGGUUUAACUUCUGGUAUAAUUUCUGGUACAACUUCUAAUACUUCUGGUUCAACUUCGGGUUCAACUUUCGGCACAACUUCUGGCACAACUUCUGGUAUAACGUCUGGUACAACUUCUGGUACAACUUCUAAUACUUCUGGUUCAACUUCGAGUUCAACUUUUGGCACAACUUCUGGCACAACUUCUGGUACAACUUCUGGUACAAUUUCUGGUACAACUUCUAAUACAACUUCUGGUUCAACUUUUGGCACAACUUCCGGCACAACUUCCGGUACAACUUCUGGUAUAACUUCUGGUAUAACUUCUGGUAUAACUUUUGGCACAACUUCUGGCACAACUUCUGGCACAAUUUCUGGUACAACUUCUAAUACAACUUCUGGUUCAACUUUUGGCACAUCUUCUGGCACAAUUUCUGGUACAACUUCUGGUAUAACUUUUGGCACAACUUCUGGCACAACUUCUGGUACAACUUCUGGCACAACUUCUGGUACAACUUCUGGUACAAUUUUUGGCACAACUUCUGGCGCAACUUCUGGUACAACUUCUGGUACAAUUUCUGGUACAACUUUUGGCACAACUUCUGGCAUAACUUCUGGCACAAUUUCUGGUACAACUUUUGGCACAACUUCUGGCUUAAUUUCUGGUAUUUCUUCUUUAAUUUCUUCCUUGAAUUCUAACGGUACCACAAUUUCCUCUUCUUCUUCUAUUGGUUCCUUUUUAAUUUCUUCUUCUUUUUUAAUAUCUUCUGGAGCAAUUUCUUCUACUAUAGGAACUUUCUCUUCUAUUUUCACUUCUGGUAAUACUUCCAAUUUACGCACUACUUCUGAUAUAUCAUCUUCCACAAUGUCUUCCACGUCUAAAGUUGACACCAAUGGUGAAGAAGGUGGUUCUGGAGGAUGUUCAGGUUCAAAUUUUACUUCGACCAUUUCCUCGCGGACUACAGGUUUUGCUUCUGCAGCUAUUUCAAUUUUUGGCUCCACUUCAGGCUCGACUUGUAUUUCGAUUUCUUUUGGCGGAGGUAUUUCUUCGCGAAUUCUAACUUUCGCGAUUAUUUCUUUUACAUCAGACUGAAAAAGAUCAAUAUAAUUAAAUCGUUGAAGAAAGUAAAUAUUAAAAUAGUUCAAAUAUCAAAUUCAUAGUUUUAUCGCUUUAUAAUUGUACAAUAUAUUUAUCGUUUAUUUUCUCGCGAUACUUACUUCAGUAUAUGCUGCCAUCUUUAUGGCCAACUUGUCGGCAUCCUGUUUCGCGGUCACGCAAUCAGGACAUUCCUAAAUUUGAAAACAUUUAAAAGAGUUUGAGGUCGUAUUAAAUGAUUUUGCAGUUAAAAUCGAACAAAUAUUAUAAUAUAAUUAAUACCGCUAUCGUUGCUCUGAUCGUAUCAACAUCAUCUUCCCAUGAUAAUAUUUCCAUUCGUGGGAUAAUAAUAUUAUCCAUGUCAAUUGGUAUAUCUGGUCUUUCAACUUUGAUAGGAGGUU